AUAACUCCUCCACCUCAACCUUCUACCCCAACACUUCGGACGAACGUAUAGCGGUUUCGAAGGCGACACCACCCACCACUCCCACCUUCAGACCGACAUCGUUCCUCUCGAAACGUGCACCGCCGCUCUCCGGAUCCUCCUCUGCCACACUCGACACAAUUUCUCUCCGAAAACAGAAGAAAUCGACUUCGACCGAGAGUCUGCUCGACUCCGCGGGACGCAACGUCAAGACUCGUGGGAAGGAACCUACGCCUCCUCCCCCUCCGACCAACACCAAAAAAUCCGCCGGCCUCUCCGGUCCGACCAGCAAGAUGCAUCAGACAAGCUCCCGGUUGCUCAGGAUGACGGACGACGAUAGGCCUUUCACUCGGGUACGUAUUCCUUCCGCUAUCGCUGAUACUGUCGAGAGCACCGUGACUGCUCGAGAGUCGAAUAGGGCGGUGGAGAUUGUAUGGUGGUCUUCGUGGUGGUGGUCAGAAUAGCAUUUUCCAAUGUGCCAAUGGAUGGACUUUAAAGAUUUGUUCUCGACGUUGAUCGUCAGUUUACCGCUAUCGACGCAUCGAUUCCGCUUCAAGACGUACCCUUUCUCUUUUGCGUCGGAGGAAGCCAUCAACAAUCUGGGGUCCCUUAAAUUCUCGCAGUCGAAUCGUAUGCCCGAUCCGAAAGACCCGAGUCGGAUCGUGACCACUACCACAACCACCACCUUCUCCAUGGCGAAGGAGAUGGCUAGGUCGGUGUGUCAGCGUUUCAUGGAUGCGCGCUUCAUCGAACUGGCCGACGGAAAGACGAUGCCCAAUUUCCCGCUGAAGGGCUGCUUGUGGCAAUUGACGCCGAAGGGGAUCCACAUCUUGGAGCGAUUCUGCCAGAGGAAUGGAAUCCAGCAGGAGCACGUGCUGAGACUCCUCAAUUCGCCGUUCAACACCAUGCGGCUGGUCAUCUUGGAGCGGGACCCGAAGACGGACAAACUCUCGCACGACAAGUUCACGACGGAGGUGAUAUUCCGUCGCUUCGCUGGGCAAACCCCAAACAUCAAGGCCAACAUCUCGAUAUCGGACAACGACUCGGUAUCGGACUACCAAGACGGCCAGACCGGGGUCAAGUUGGCGGAGUCACGGAAAAUCUACGACAAGGUGAUCAAGAUGUCCUUCACUGGCAAGUGCGCGGUGGACUGGUUGCUCGACUGUUGUACCACCGUGGAGCGUGCCGAGACGCACGAGAUCUGCACGCUGUUUGUGCAAUUCGGCUUGAUUCAGUCGGUGUUGGAUGACCGGGUGUACAUCCAGCAGAAUCCAACCGGGAAGGAUUUCCAGCCCACCAAGAAUGCUGUCUACAUUGUCACCGACAAGGGGAAGCGGGUGGCCGGAUGGAUUGAAGCCGAGAGAGUCAGCCUGGGAGAUCGCAAUGGCGACGGUAAUGCUAAUGGUACUUCCGGCCGGGGAACGUCGGCUGUACGGAACCGCGAAGAUAGAGGUCACACGGACCAACGGGAGACGAAUACCACACGUCUACAAUCCAUCUUGAGCGAUCCUGCUCUGCGAUUGCUCUACAGGGAGUUCCUUCGGGAGACGGUCUGCGAGGAAAACUUGACGUUCUAUCUCGACGUGACGGAAUUCAACAAGAACUUCAAUGCGAUCGACCUGUCGAAGCCUGAUGCCGUUAGGGAGACAUUGGCUGCUGCAUACGGUCUUUACAAUGCGUUCCUUGCCCCUGGCUCUCCUUGCGAAUUGAACAUCGACCAUCCCCUCCGGCAGGAUAUGGCUUCGCGCAUGACGCGUGCCGUUGCAAAAGACGAUGCAUCAAUGUACACUUCCCUCAAGGAAGUUGCUGCACUGUUCGACCGCGCACAGCAGCAGGUAUUCAAGUUGAUGGCCGGAGAUUCCGUACCCAAGUUCAUUCGCACGCACAAGUACCUCGAGGUUGCCGGCGACAUACUAGACGACGAGAGAAUCGCGGCCGGAAACGGCCUUCACCGAAGUGCCAGCCGGAGUGCACGAUACAACAACAACGGAGGAGACAGCCGAUAGUACGAGGGAGAUUUAUCUGCGUUGCAGUGACAUGCCUGUGGAUCGAUGGAGUGGCUGGUGAUAUAGAUGAGCGAAGGUGUUUUUUCUGAUUUUUUUUUCCUUUCAUAC
Messenger RNA from Tricharina praecox, 2132 nucleotides. Its product is annotated as regulator of G protein signaling domain-containing protein. The record is from RefSeq and is a predicted model, not a curated record. NCBI's taxonomy places the organism in Eukaryota, Fungi, Ascomycota, Pezizomycetes, Pezizales, Pyronemataceae. The coding region runs from base 492 to 2024 and encodes 510 amino acids. The transcript is spliced from 5 exons. Gene Ontology annotation, biological process: intracellular signal transduction.